Neolamprologus brichardi is the source of this 2239-nucleotide messenger RNA. NCBI's taxonomy places the organism in Eukaryota, Metazoa, Chordata, Actinopteri, Cichliformes, Cichlidae. The record is from RefSeq and is a predicted model, not a curated record.
AUGCCAUUUAAGCCAGAUCACACGCUGAAGUGCAUCGUGCAUGGCUCGCUGUUGCUGCAUUUUGGCAGCACCCGGGCAGCAAUCCAGCUGGUCUUCUACGUGGUCGUGCAGACGUUGUACACUCUGGGUCACAGUCUGUCUUUAAUUGCCCUCACUACAGGGUGCGCUAUCCUCUGCCUAUUCAGGAAGCUCCACUGCACCAGAAACUACAUCCACCUCAAUCUCUUCUUCUCCUUCAUUCUGAGAGCCGUGGCGGUGUUGGUGAAAGACGACAUCCUCUUCAACCGAAACUCGCACUGCUCAAACCAGCCAUCACUGGUGGGAUGUAAAGCCAGCCUGGUGUUUUUCCAGUAUUUCAUUAUGGCCAACUUCUUCUGGCUGCUGGUGGAGGGUUUGUACCUCCACACUCUGCUGGUUGUCAUUUUCUCGGAAAAUCGACACUUUAUUGUCUACAUGUUCAUCGGCUGGGGAAUCCCCACAGUGUUUGUGUCUGCGUGGGUGAUAACGAGGAUUUAUCUGGAAGACACGGGGUGCUGGGAAACAAAUGACCAACCCAUACCCAACUGGGUGAUCAACGGACCAAUUGGAUUCUCCAUUAUGGUAAACUUCAUUCAGUUCAUCUGCAUCAUUCGGAUCUUGGUUCAGAAGCUGAGGUGUCCUGACGUGGGCGGCAAUGACCAAUCACAGUACAGGAGGCUGGCCAAAUCCACACUCCUGCUGAUUCCUUUGUUUGGCAUCCACUACGUGGUCUUCGUGACUCUCAGUGAAUCCAUCGCAGAAGAUUAUAAAAUAUUUUUUGACCUUGCCCUUGGAUCUUUUCAGGGUCUGGUCGUGGCCAUUCUCUACUGUUUCCUGAACAGUGAGGUUCAAGGUGAGCUAAAAAGAAAGUGGCGGAGCAUGUGUCUGAACUGUCGUCUGAGCAGGAAUCGCCACAACAACACCUUCGCCUCCAGAAACGGUUCACAGCACAUGGUGCAGUUUCACAGCAACUCCAGAACCCAGUCCAUUCUGCAGACAGAGACCUCGGUGCUGUGAGAACACGAGGUCUUUGACACACAAACAAACACUACAAAAACACAAAAAAAAUGCAGUCUUAAGAUUGACCUGGGUCUAAUAGUUUUACAAAGUUAUUAAAAAAAUACAAAAAAAGAGGAAAAAACAGUACUUUGAGAUGAAGUACCACAUGGGUGGGACCUGCACAUCACUGUAGUGCAGAUUUUGGUUUUAGCUUUACAAAUCUCUGCAAGCCUUCAAGUUUCUCAUUAGUGGAUCAAAAGCUUUUCAGAUCUGUCCAGUGAGGUUUACUGUGUUUGCUGCUAAGAGCCUUUUUUUUUUUGCAGUCUUUAUGCUAUGAUGUCUGCUACGUGAGCAGAGAAAAACAUGUGCAACGUCCUUAUACUGUUUUACCUGGAGCUUUGUGCACAGAUGAGAUGUAAAAUGUAUAUACUUGAAUGUUGCAUGCAUUGAAAUCUAUAUUUUUGAACAAACAUAUACGUGUAGUAGAAACAGCAGGAUCUAGGUGCUGCAGACUUUAAAUUGGCACUUGCAAAAAAUGCAAAAAAACAAAAAAACAAAAAACAGAACCAUUUUUGCCAUCUUUAACAGAAAGGAAAACAGGUGAUUGUUUAAGUAUACAAAUCUUUAUAUAACUGUUGCCUGCUGUGCGAUUUAACACCACUUGUAAUACUGUGCUGCAGUCUUAAUGCUGUCAUUUUGGAUCCAUGUUGUAAAAUAUAAUAGAUUGGCUAUGGGAAACCUUGCAAUACUUUUUUGUUUGAUACUAAAAUUCAUGGUAGCCGUGUCAGGAUUUAGUUUCCAGAACGUGCAUGCUGUAUGCAAUAACGCAGCAAAGUGACAGUCCUGUCAUUAAAUCCCGCAAAACUACUCACCUUAGUUCUUUCUUAUAUGUUUUCAAUCCUUUUCCAUGUGCCUCCUGUGUUCUCCCAGCCUUAUCACAGGUGUCUGUGUGAGUUUGUUCCUCACCCUGUUUCAGUUUAAUCUGAGCUUUGAAAGAAUGAUCUUAAUGUGGUCGAUUUUAAUUCCAAUCUUUUUUAAUGUCCUGUUCUCAUUAUUGUCUUGAUCGAGUCCAUCUGUUCCCUCUCCAUGGUGUUUGUCUUAGAAAAAUAGACUCUUAGCCUCCAAAUGUUCUCCUGUUGUUUGGUGCUCCUGGCUGGCUGUCACUCUGUAAAGCACCUUAAGUUAUCAAAUUCCUGAUUAAAGCCUCUUGUGUUUCGCCCCC